Messenger RNA from Nannospalax galili (Upper Galilee mountains blind mole rat), 1831 nucleotides. RefSeq names its product testis specific serine kinase substrate (gene Tsks). The record is from RefSeq and is a predicted model, not a curated record. Gene Ontology annotation, cellular component: centriole. The coding region runs from base 45 to 1622 and encodes 525 amino acids. The transcript is spliced from 11 exons. Gene Ontology annotation, molecular function: protein kinase binding. Lineage: Eukaryota; Metazoa; Chordata; Mammalia; Rodentia; Spalacidae.
AGAGUAGAUGGUGAGUCUCCCCCUGGGAGCAGAGCCCCCACGCCAUGGCGAGCGUGGUGGUGAAGACAAUCUGGCAGUCCAAAGAGAUCCAUGAGGCGGGCGAUCCACCUGCUGGGGUUGAGAGCCGUGCCCAGCUGGUCCCCGAGGCUCCCGGAGGGGUGCCCAGCCCUACCAAGGGGAUCACGAAGAAAAAAAAGGCCGUGUCCUUCCAUGGGGUGGAGCCCCGGAUGUCCCAUGAGCCAAUGCACUGGUGCUUGACUCUCAAACGGUCCUCGGCCUGCACCAACGUGUCCUUGCUCAAUCUGGCUGCCAUGGAGCCCGACUCCUCAGGGACAGACUCGACCACAGAGGACAGCGGCCUACUGGCUCUGCCCGGUCCGCCAUCUUCGCCCACAACACCCUGGGCUCCUGAAGACCCUGACAUCACGGAACUUCUGAGUGGGGUCAACAGUGGAUUGGUGCGUGCCAAAGACUCCAUCACCAGCUUGAAGGAAAAGACCACCCGGGUUAACCAGCAUGUGCAGACCCUCCAGAGUGAGUGCUCAGUGCUGAGUGAAAACCUGGAGAGAAGACGGCAGGAGGCAGAAGAGUUGGAGGGGUACUGCUGUCACCUGAAGGAGAACUGCCGCAAGGUGACCCGCUCGGUGGAGGACGCUGAAAUUAAGACCAAUGUCUUGAAACAGAACUCUGCCGUAUUGGAGGAGAAACUGCGAUACCUCCAGCAGCAGCUGCAGGAUGAGACGCCGCGGAGGCAAGAGGCCGAGCUGCAGGAGCUGGAGCAGAAGUUGGAGGCCGGGCUCUCCCGGCACGGCCUGGGCCCGGCUGCUGCCAACCAGGGCUGCUCGGGCCCGCCGGGUAGUCCCGAGGAACCCCCGCGACCGCGCAGCCUGGCCGCCAAUGGCUGGGGAAUGGCGCCGCGGACCACCGAGGGUCCCUCCCUGAGCGAGCAGGAGCUGCAGAAGGUGUCCGCGGGCCUGGAGGAGCUGAGGAGGGAGGUGUCCUUGCUGACCGCCCGGUGGCAUCAAGAGGAGGGGGCGGUGCAGGAGGCCCUGCGGCUGCUGGGGGGCUUGGGCGGCCGGCUGGACGGCUUCCUGGGUCAGUGGGAGCAGGCGCAGCGCGAACAGGCGCAGUCAGCGCGGGGCUUGCAGGAGCUGCGAGGACGGGCAGACGAGCUGUGCACUAUGGUGGAGCGGUCCUCGGUGUCUGUGGCUUCACUGAGGAGCGAACUGGAGGCACUGGGACCAGUGAAACCCAUUCUGGAGGAGCUGGGGCGGCAACUCCAGAACUCCCAAAGAGGAACUGACCAUAUCUUGAACUUGAAUCGAUCUUCCCAAGGCCCCUGUGCCCGCUGUGCCAGCCAGGGGCAGCAGCUGUCCACCGAGUCCCUGCAGCAGCUGCUGGAACGUACACUGACCCCACUGGUGGAUGAGGUGAAGCAGAAAGGCCAGGCUCCUGCCUGCCCCAGCUGCCAGCAGCUACACAAGAAAAUUCUGGAGCUGGAGCGCCAGGCCUUGGCCAAACACAUCAGGGCAGAGGCCCUGAGCUCCACCCUUCGGCUGGCCCAAGACGAGGCCCUGCGGGCCAAGAACCUGCUGCUGACAGACAAGAUGAAGCCGGAGUGAGGGCAGAGGUGGAGGGCAUGGGAGGAGGGGAGAAGGUGGCCACUUUGGACUAUAUGCACUUGAAGAUGUGCUCCCUCCACGACCAGCUCAGCCACCUGCCACUUGAGGGGUCCACGGGGGGUGAUGGGGGGAGGAAGCACUGAAGGGGGUCCCCUGAAUCGUAGGGGCCCAGGCGCUGAACAAUAAAUGGCCUCUCAUGCUGGCAUGAA